Cryptotermes secundus is the source of this 2206-nucleotide messenger RNA. RefSeq lists its product as uncharacterized. Gene Ontology annotation, molecular function: potassium ion leak channel activity. NCBI's taxonomy places the organism in Eukaryota, Metazoa, Arthropoda, Insecta, Blattodea, Kalotermitidae. The transcript has 4 exons. Gene Ontology annotation, cellular component: membrane. The annotation marks the transcript as partial. Gene Ontology annotation, biological process: stabilization of membrane potential; potassium ion transmembrane transport. The record is from RefSeq and is a predicted model, not a curated record.
CAGAUUUCGUCUUCCAUAGUUUCCCAGCUACAUGCAGUUAUUCAAACAACAAGUUACGGGAACCUCGCCCCGAAAACGCCAGAGGGCAAAGUGGUGACUAUGUUGUACGCCCUCGUUGGGGUUCCCCUCAUGCUUCUCUGUCUGUCCAACCUCGGCACGGUACUGGCUGGAACGUUUCAGUUUGCGUACUCCCACGCGUGCUGCUACGCAUGCGCGAAGAACCAACACCAGCGGCAGAAACUGACAGAAGUUGAGCACAACCAGCAUUGCCAACAUCAAUGCAAGAGUGUGAACCAAGGUCCCCAGUUCAUUAACACUUACGAGAAGGCCAAAACUGUCUCAGAGCUCCCAAAGAAGGUGGCCCCUCCUGUAGUUCCAUCUGUCCACAUUUCGGUUGUUGGUCGGGGUCCCAGAAUACAGAACCGACCUCGAGCCACCGCAAGACCCCUGACUCCUGAGGUCCGUAAGAUCCUGACAGAAUGCGCGGAGUAUUCACUGGCUCAGGCGUCAGACCCUGCAGCUGCUAAACUUCUGCAGGAGCUGCAGCAACAGGAUCCGGAAGUGGGGAAUGUCAAUGGAACAGAUGAUGUUGCAGAGAAAGAAGAGGAAGAUGAUGAAGAAGAGGAGGAGGAGGACGAUGAUGAUGAAGAGGAGGAGGAAGAAGAUCUCGAAGAUGGGGAACACGAGCGAAGGUGUGCUACAGCCCAAGACACUCCAUCACGCGUGCCUCUCAUCUGGCGGUCCCCAGGUGACCAACAUCGGCCCCCAACGCCACCACCCCGCUGCCCAGAACUUGACAGCAGUUCUACGACACCGGAAGGUGCCAGGGUACCUGUAUCCCUCGUCCUCCUCGUCCUGGCUGGCUACAUAUGCCUUGGGGCCACAGUGUUCGCGGCCUGGGAAGAGUGGAGCUUCCUGGAUGGAGCCUACUUUUGCUUCAUCACCCUCUCCACCAUUGGUUUUGGAGAUCUGGUUCCUGGCAAGUCGUUCCAGAGAGCCGACACACAGAACGGACAACUCCAGCUGGUGGCCUGUUGUGCUUACCUGCUUCUGGGCCUUGUUCUUAUCGCCAUGUCUUUCACUUUGGUUCAAGAAGAAGUGUUAGCUAAGUGCAGACAGAUAGCGCUUUCCAUAGGUAUUCUCAAACGCACCGACCCUCGCUGAACAAAUGUGAACCAACACACAACAAUGAAUUGUAAUACCCUGUCCUGUGACAUUUUACUUUUGUGUCAGUGUAUGGACCCCACAUAUCUGGGACUUCCUGUCCUUAUUUCAGCGCGUUUUGUUGACAGUGGCUUCUCUGCUGCUGUACAGUUCGUUGCUUGAACCAUCCGCCUCUGAUAGUGUUCAGGAAGUAUAAAAAUGUUUUGUAUAUAAGGGACUGGUCCUUGCGAGUCAGGUCUUGUGGCAAGGACACAAGUUCAUAAGGCGACUAAGAUCUGUCCUAAAAAUUACUUUUUGACACACACAAUGUGAUAAUAUUACGAACAAUUAUAGAGAGUAGUUGCAUCAUUAUGUUGUACUAUGGGAGAGAUCUAUGUAUUAGGGCCAUAGGCUAAUAUUUCUGUCAGUCAACAUGUUAAAGUUGCAGUUUCAAACUCCCAUAUCUCCUACUAGUUGUUUCUGUGCCUAAUGAAACCGGUAAGUCAGCAGCUGUUCGAAUAAAUGGUAUUGGGCGGUACACUACGUGUUGAGCUUCAGCUACUGGCAACAGAUACACUGAGUUGAGAUGUUGAGAGGUGCGGAAAACGCAAUUGCACUAAGAAAGGGCACCACCACGGAAGGCAGCAUGUGUCCACGGAUCCCUAUGUAUUGCGUCCAGGCAGGCAAUGUGUUGCAACAGCAGGACCCACUGCACUGACAACAUAACCAGUUCCAAUUAUAACAGUGCUUGUGAUGGCUACACUCACCCAGCAGCAGAUCAUGAGGCACCAGGGAUCACCAGAAAUGGAGGAUUUCUCAUCAUCGCAGGAGCAGUCAACAAGUGAGCUCAGCGUGGUCACCACGCCUUGUUUGGACCCACAAUUUCAGGAGAAGCAGAACUGAAGCCACCGAGCCGAAAGCUGCUUGAGAUUGUGACAGUUGCUCAGCUUGUCGAAUUCCUCAACUUUUAAGUAUUGAUGAAUGGAUGGAUUGAUCAGUGCUUAUUUAAUGAUGCUUGAGGCUAAAUUGCUAGAAAGUUAGAUGUUCAAAUGCAUGUAAUGUG